This is a messenger RNA of Aspergillus caelatus, 1227 nucleotides long. RefSeq lists its product as uncharacterized. The transcript is spliced from 8 exons. The record is from RefSeq and is a predicted model, not a curated record. NCBI's taxonomy places the organism in Eukaryota, Fungi, Ascomycota, Eurotiomycetes, Eurotiales, Aspergillaceae. Bases 1 to 1227 code for a protein of 408 amino acids.
AUGGUGCCCCCAUCACCUAUUCCUUCUGUACAUAAACGAGGGCGACUGCGUGUCUAUUCAUUCACCGCACAGAAACAAACAUCCAAUAUUGCCCAGCAGCGGAGAAAGCGACAGUCCACCCGUGCUGCUGAGCGAAAACUGCUGCUGCCACCUCUUAGUUCCCCGACACUACCCGUUAACUCUAUUCCCGAUAAUAUACCCUCGAUCGCGCCUGAGACUGUGGUAUUAUCUGCCACACCUCUCCCCACCGUCUCUGUAGAAAUUAUUAUCCCGUGUAGUACUUCACCGAAUCGCUUGGACUUGCCUGAUCCCGAGAUCCUCCUAGCUGAGACUCAGUAUUUUACUCAGCAUACAGAUUAUUCGGGCCUGAAAGACUACCUGGAACGGGUACUGACCGAGGGCGGAUUUCCGGAUGUUCUACGGGUCCCGACAAUAGCGCGGAGGAAGGACCACCUUGCCCGUCAGGUCAGUAAGCUAUCCCAUGCUGAUCCUGUCCAUGUCUUAACGGAGGUGACCUUUGAUUUUAACAGUAUCGUGGGGUUUGCAUCGAGCCUUGCCGUGAUCAAGCAGGGAGUACAUCUCCACCUCGAUCCCCUGCCCGUGCAGUACCUGGAUCCACAGGGCCGAUUUUACCGGACUCUUCGCGCCGUCCACGAGAUCCCGCACUAUACUUUUGGACGGCUGACUGGGUUUAAGGAUAUUUCUCUUAUCUUACUGUUUCCCCGGCUCUACCGGAAGGAGCAGUCUCUUAUACAGUAUUAUCCCUCCAGCUUUGAAUAUAGCCGACUGAACGGGACGGCCCGCGGAGUCGAACCCCGGAUGCAGCGGGUCGAGUCUACGGCACGGCAGCAGCAGCUAUGUUAUUUUCUCCCGCCUGAUAUACUGCUGCAGAUCUGGGCCAAAAAGAAUCUGAAGACCCUGACCAAAGCUUCUACCUGGGAGGGGAUAGUGCAGCUCUUCCAGCGGUACUGGGAUUGUGUCAGUGACCAGACCUAUCAGUCCGACCGGUUGUAUCUCGAUAUUGGCAAGGAAACCUGCCCUGCUGGGCUCUCCCGGGUUGGUAGCACUGCGCAAUUUUCUACACUGGGCCCUGAUCCCGGUUCCGCGUCUUUCUCUACGGAUGACGCUGGGCCCCGGACUGUCCUGUGGCGGCGAUGCUGCCUGGAAUCCUAUAGCAAAUGGAUUCAACAGCAGCAGUCUCGGGGCUCCCCUCCACCGCGCGUGUAG